UGAUAGGGGCCCCUGAAGGUAGGCACCCCAGGGAUGUGGUGGUAGGGGCCCCUGAAGGUAGGCACCCCAGGGCUGUGGUGGUAGGGGCCUCUGAAGGUAAUUAUCCCAGCAUCACGCUCAUGGGGCCCCCUAGUACCUCUUGGGCAUCACUGCUGAGUUUCUGCUUUAUAGAGACUUCCUGCCGGCCAGCGCUGCUCCAUAGUGACCACAGCGUAGUUAAGCCUUCAUCAGAGCCUGUAACCUCACCAAACCUAACCUGCUCAUGUGGACCAUGGAGCACAGAGCAGGCCACUGAGGUCGCGUGUGACUGGCAUCCCUGAGCCGUCUUCGGCCCCAGCUCUGCAGCCCUCUGAUUUGGGGGGGGGGAGGGGGGGGCUUGUACUGUUCCUAUAGAGCAGUGUUUCCCAACCCGGUCCUCAAAACCCCCAGUAAGUCCAUAUUUUUGCUCACCUGUACGCAGUAUUCUGUGUUCAGAUUGUUUGGUACAGGUGUCAAGUUUUCCUCAAGGACUGGGUACAGAAACACUGCCGUAUGCAGAGCCAUGACUUUGAGUGUGGGGGCUUCAGUGGAGGUGAAAACCCAAGAUGGGGUGUAUCAGGAAGCCACCAUCACCAAGCUGACGGAUGCCAGCCUCUACACCGUAGUGUUUGACGACGGCGAUGAGAAGACCCUGAGGCGAUCAUCCCUGUGCCUAAAAGGAGCGAGGCACUUUGCGGAGAGCGAGACGCUGGACCAGCUCCCCCUCACCAACCCCGAGCACUUUGGCACGCCGGUCAUCGGAAAGAAGGGCAGCCGUGGCAGGCGCUCCAAUCAAGUCCAAGAAGAGGAGCUGUCUUCAUCCUCCAGCGAGGAGGAGGAGGCAGAGCGGCCGGUGAACGACGAGCUGCUAGGAAAGGUGGUGAGCGUGGACUGCGUCGCCCCCGGCGACAAAAAGAAGAGUGCAUGGUACCCAGCGCUGGUCAUUUCGCCCGACUGCAGCGAGGAACUGACGAUGAAAAAGGACACAGUCCUCGUCCGCUCCUUCAAGGACGGGAAAUUCUACACUGUGUUACGGAAGGAUGUCCAGGAGCUGGAUGACGAGACUCCCCCUGAAGCAGAGCCUGGACUCAAGGCAGCACUGGAAGGGGCUUUGGAUUUUCUCCGGAGUGGACUGGUGCCCGCCUCCUGGAGAAUGGAAGUGAAGGAGGACACCUCCAGCAGUGAGGAGGAGGAUGUGGAUGAGGAAGAGGCUCAGGAGGAGGAUGCCAGCAGCGAGGAGGAGGAGGUGCUGUGGGAGGAAGUGGAGCCUUUUCCUGAGGAAAAAGACAACUUCCUGCAGCAGCUUUACAAGUUCAUGGAGGACAGAGGAACCCCCAUCAACAAGCGGCCAGUACUGGGCUACAGGAACCUCAACCUGUUCAAGCUCUACAGGCUGGUGCACAAACUCGGGGGCUUUGACAGCAUCGACAGCGGCUCUGUCUGGAAGCAGGUGUACCAGGACCUGGGGAUCCCUGUGCUCAACUCGGCCGCCGGCUACAAUGUGAAAUGUGCCUACAGGAAGUAUCUCUAUGGCUUUGAGGAAUACUGCUCCUCAUCUGGGAUCUCCUUCAAGAUGGACCUCCCUCAAAAGCCAGUUGAAAAGCAGAGCCACAAGACGGACGGGGUAAAGGCCGAGAUGGACGGAACGGGCUCUUCAGAUGCCCCCCCGACCCCCAGGCCCCCCAGCCCCCGGCCCCCGGUGGAGCCGAGCCCUUGUGAGGAGGAGCGGCCACAAGUCACACAGCCUGUUGGCUGCAAGGAGGAGAAGACCACGAGUGCCAGCGGGCCGGGCGACAAUGAGCCAGCGGCCCUCAGUCCAGAGAAGGAGGAGGAGGAGCAGGAAGAAGAGGAGGAGGGCAAGGACUCUGUGAGGAAGGAUGAUGGACACGGGGACUGUGGUCCAGGAAUGGAAGAUGUGAAGCUGGAGGAACAUGGCGAACAGGAGACACAAGAGAAACAGGGGGAUGACAGCAGCCAGGAGGGGGAAGGGGAGGAGUUUGAGUGUUACCCCCCAGGGAUGAAGGUGCAGGUGAGGUAUGGUCGGGGCCGCAAUCUGAAGACAUACGAUGCCACUGUGAAAGAGUCGGACCUGGAAGGGGGAGAGGUGCUCUACCUGGUGCACUACUGCGGCUGGAACGUCAGGUAUGAUGAGUGGGUGAAAGCGGACAAGAUUGUGCGGCCGUCCAACAAGAACGUGAAGAAAGUGAAGUACCGCAAGAAAAUAAAGAACAAAACGGAAAGAGAGAAAGAGAAGACCGACAGACUGCUGGAUGGGGAAGAGGCCCCUCCCCUGGUGAACAGCCGGCCCCACCGCUUGGCCAAGCCCCCCCCUCAUGAUGGCAAAUCUCUGGAGCAGCCUCUGUCUAAGCCCGUGGAGAUCACGUCCAUCCUCAACGGCCUGCGAGCAUCCGAAAGCUCAACUGAGGAGGAGAGUGAACACGAGUACGACGACUGUGAGAAUGAAGAAGAUGAGAGUCCGGGGGCCCCUGAUGAGGGGCUGUGUGUGGGAGAGCGCUGGGAGGGAGGGCCCCCACUAGAGGGCGGCCAGAACUCUAUGGUGGAGAGAGAGCAGACUUUGGGCUGCCAGGACUGUGCUGAGAGCGGCAGGCACAAGAGUGAGCCGGAGACUGUGGGGGAGUUGGGCGCCCGAAAGAGGAGGGCAGAGGGCCAAGGUGAGCGGGUAAAAGGGGCAUGUAAAAGUAAGCCCAGGGCUGCCGGCGCCUGCAGAAACGCGGACUGGCCACUCAGCAGCUCCCCCAAGAGGCCGGAGGACAGAAGCGCAGUUCCUCGCAAAGAGGGGAGCCUCACAUCCAGCAGCAGUUCGGAGGAUGAGGAUGAGGAGGAUGGCCCCAGGGAGUCGCGAGAGACUGGGGAGCAGCAUCAGACCAGAAGCAAACGGCCCCAUGACAAGCGGAAAAAUGGGCUAAAGGAGAAGGCAAAGGCAGCGCGGCCCACGGGCUUCUGGGAGGCGUCAGAGAAGAGACCCAAACUGAGUGUGACUGCAGAGGAAAGACUGACGGGCGGCACACGGCCCAAAGGUCACAAGGACGUCUGGUCCAGCAUCCAGGAACAGUGGCCCAAGAAGACACUGAAGGAGCUGUUCUCAGACUCGGACACUGAGGCCGCAGGCUCACCGGCGCCAGCCAUGCUGGGCUGCGAGGAGCCCGGAGCCGAGCCGGGGCUGGAGGACAUGGAGGCGGAUGCUGCUGUGGCCCCGGAUGAGCCAGAGCCCGAGAAGCCCUGCGAGUUCCCUGGCAGUGGCAGCAACUCAGUGCUGAACACACCGCCCACCACACCUGAGUCUCCCCAUGAGGUCUCGGGCACUGCUGAUGUGGACCCCCCCACACAGCCAGAGACCCCCGCCUCCCCGCCGUGCCCCUCCCCUCCCCAGGCCUUGCCCCCUCCCCCACCAUUGCCCCCUCCCCCUGCCCCGCCCUCCCCCUCUGGCCCCGCCCCUGAGGAGAGUAGUGGCGGCCGCAGCGAGACAGAUAGCAGUACGGUGGAGGUGGAGAGCCUUGCGGGGGAGGUGCCAGAGCUGGCCCAGGAGGAAAGGGCCAGCUCCCCUCCGGGGGCUUUCGACGUGGGCCUCUCCUCCACCGCCUCCUCUUCCUCCUCCUCUUCCUCCUCGAGCAGCAGUAACUGCAGCCUGGCCCUGAGCAGCAGCGGGCAGCUGGAGAGUGAGCAGGUGGCCAGAGCUGCAGUGACCCACAAGCGCCUGCGGGAGGCGCCAGCAGGCACUGCUCCCAAGAAAUCCAAGCGGAGUCAUAGGAGCGCGGGUGUGCAACCCAAAAAGAGCCGGAAAGCAGCACACAGCAGUGACAGUGAAGACCAGGCCCCCGGCGACAGCGCUUCCAAAUCCCCAGCCUCCAAGCCUGCUGCAGCCGCCCUGAAGCCAGCUGUCAGGGCCCCCCCUAGUGGCCACAGAUACCACCGGCCCGCGGACUCGGACCAGCAGCAGCACGGCCGUUCCACCCGCGUGUACAAGUGGAGCUUUCAGAUGACCGAGCUGGAGAAGUUGAGCAGCCUGGAGAGGAUCACCUUCCUGCAGGAGAAGCUGCAGGACAUCCGGAACCACUACCUGGCCCUGAAGUCCGAGGUGGCCUCCAUAGACCGGAGGAGGAAGCGGCUCAAGAAGAAGGAGCGAGAAAGUGCAGUGGCCACCUCGUCCUCGUCCUCGUCCUCGUCCUCGUCCCCCUCGUCCAGCUCGCUGACGGCAGCGGUCCUGCUGACUCUGCCGGAGCCCAUGACAGGCUCCCCACAGGGCCCAGGGCUGUCGGUGGAGUGCAGGUGACAGGAUGCCAGGGGGAGCCCGCUUUGCACUCUGCACUUACAGACAGACUCGCCCCCCCCCAAACUCCAUGACCAGGACGAGUCUGAUGAAUGACUGAGGCACAAGACUACGGGGGGAAACACUGUCUCCGCUAGGCGAGGAGGUCUGUUCCUCUGUUGCUCUGUUCCUCUGUUUCUCUAUUGACAACUGUUUUCUUGGGAAGCAAACACUGCACUGAAGUGCACUUUUAUCAGCUGGGGAGGUGGGAGGGGUUAACUAUACAUUUGGCAUUUCUGUUAACGUUAUGGUUCUUAAAAUUUAUUUUCUUCAAGCAAUAAUUGUUUUGUGUGCAUUUUUACGCAUAUAUGUCAGAGUGUGUGUGUGUGUGUGUGUGUGUGUGUGUGUGAGCACAGAGCGAUGACAGAAUGUAGACACAUAAGGUAGGAGGACCUUGUGAUAAGAAUGAGACGAUCAUGUGACCAGCGUGGUCAUUUAUUAACAUUUCAGUAAUGACAAUAAGGAACUCCGGCCGUACAUCCUGAGUGGGUUCAUAUUUAGCCAGUAGUGGUAUUUACCACCACUCCAGCUCCUGAGGGCCCCUGUUGGCCACAAAUUGUUACUACACUAAGUAUUAAAUAAAUGUGUUCCUUAUUUAGGCAGUGGGGGCCGGCCCGAAGUGAGGCAGGGUCCAAAAACAACAGCAUCCUCUCCUGUUUUGGGUGCCCUGUGCUAUGUGACCUGAAAGCUGGCAGAAAGGCAUUGUGGGAAUGUACCAUGAGUGUUCUGAGGACUUUGGUUAUUUCUGUGAGUACUUAACAUUGACUACACAUUGACCUCAUCAUUGAAAUACGUGGUAGGUUAAAGGGAAUCAUAAAGUACCAAUAUAAAAUAUUUCAUUUUCUUUCUCUAAUCAAAACCAGAAGAAAUAUUCUGAAGUUUACAUUUAUAAAGAUUGUGGACUGCGGUGUUAAGAAUGUUCGAAAGCUAUUUUAUUUGUGAUUUAAAUGUGUUCAACUACUGAUUGAUACCAAAUAGUUAAUAUGGCAGUAAUUUAAGUGCAAUGCUUAAAAAGCCCAACCUGGGUAAGGCAGCCGAUGGUUCUGUGAAGGUGGGAGAAUGUGCGUGUACUUGACUGUGACGCAGGAGGCAUUUUGGGGGAAUGUCUGUAAGCUGUCCGUUACUUUUUUUCAUUCGGAGUACUGUGCAUCCCAAACACUUGAAGAGUGCUGCCAUCUACUGGCUCUGGACUGCUACUACAGAAAACCAACUCUCAGUAAUGUCGCCGUACUUUCAUGUAUACAUUGAUUUGCACCGUCUUUCACUUACCUUCUUUCACCAGGGUUUGCGAUUGGAAUUUAACGUAACUGACAGUGUUAUUUUUAAGCAGACCCUCGUAAGGUCUGAUGGAGUCAGCCCCACCCUUUAUAAAGUAAUCCACCUUGCUUUAAGGUUUAUAUAUACUGUAUAUUAUCCAGGCAACUUACAUAACGGUAAACACGCACUUAUGAUAUGUGUACGUAUAAAUGUAUCCUUCUCAUGGACUUCUUGGGAGAGAACCCGAUGACCUGUUCUCUUUGGCACCCGUCUGUAAUCGUAUACCUUUGUAAUACGUUUGUAUAUUGAGAAGUGUGUUUCAAGUCAAACUAUUUAAUAUCUUGCACACUGUUAAUAUGUUGAACUUUUCUGUCUGGACUUUUACCGUUUUACUGUAGUUUUGUGUACAUCCCCCAGUGUAAAUGCAUGUUGUUUAUUUGUUGUCAUUGUGUGAAAGUUUCAUUAAGUGUGUGGGUGUGUUUUUUUUCUUUUUUUUAACCCUUGUUCCGUUUUAAAAUACUUUUUUUUGGAAUGUCAGCUUUGUAUCAAAUAGCUUGUGCUCAUAUUCGAAACAUUUUUAAGAUGGUUUCAAUAAGUAUUUUCCAAGUUGUAUAUGGGUUGUAAAGUUUUAUGGAUCUUUGCAAAAAAUCAAAUGCUCUUGGAGAGACAAAGGGGGCAUGAAGCUUAUAAGGAAACUGUAAAGUAUUUAUUAGAUUCUUCAGAGGGAUCUUGUGUAAUUUAUUGUACAGAUGUAAGCGAAAUAUGCCUCUGUUGGAAAUAAAUGCCAUAGUUUGUGA
Messenger RNA from Paramormyrops kingsleyae, 6399 nucleotides. Its product is annotated as AT-rich interactive domain-containing protein 4B. Gene Ontology annotation, biological process: regulation of transcription by RNA polymerase II. NCBI's taxonomy places the organism in Eukaryota, Metazoa, Chordata, Actinopteri, Osteoglossiformes, Mormyridae. Gene Ontology annotation, cellular component: nucleus. The record is from RefSeq and is a predicted model, not a curated record. Gene Ontology annotation, molecular function: transcription cis-regulatory region binding.